This is a messenger RNA of Nymphaea colorata (pocket water lily), 1139 nucleotides long. RefSeq lists its product as uncharacterized. The transcript has 2 exons. Lineage: Eukaryota; Viridiplantae; Streptophyta; Magnoliopsida; Nymphaeales; Nymphaeaceae. The record is from RefSeq and is a predicted model, not a curated record. The coding region runs from base 345 to 908 and encodes 187 amino acids.
UGUGGUUGACACGAACCGCCGAUGAUGGGAUCGGGUUGGGCCAAUAUAUGCGGAUUCAGACCGGACUUUUUCGUGUUUUUUUUGUCUCAACCGGCUCUGUCCAAGAAGGUUGCGGCAGCUCGUCAGACCCUGGCCCUGGCCCAGGACCGUCCGUGGGUCCCACCACAACUGGGAAUUCGCCGCUCCGCUAGCCACCACCACAUCAUCAACGAGAGAGGGACGAUCUUCCGACGUGUCACGCCACGCUGGCUCCCAGAGUCUUCCUCCGCACGCCUUUAAACUUCCCCCCGUCCUUUUGGCGCCUGUCCUCUCUCUCUCUCUCUCUCUCUCUCUCUCUCUCAAGAAUGGACGACUCAUCCUCUGGUCUGCCGGCGUUACGGAAGAGACCGGACGACGGAGGGGCCGGCGGCUCCCCGCCGGAGAAGAAGCCGUGCAUAGAACCGGUGCCGGAGGAUCUCCUACGCGACUGCGACGAUCUGGGAGAGGAGCCGUUGCCUUGUUUCGCUUUCGAGGAGGCGCUGGUGAGCGAGGUAAUGAAGGAGUUGGAGGAGACGAUCAAGGGGUCGACGCGAUCGGCGACGACUACUCGGAUGGAAGACCUCUCGGGGCCCCUUGUCUCCGUAGCUGGCUCCAGCGUCAUGGCCAGUGUCGAUGUUGGCCACGCGCCGGAACUCUUCUAUGCGGCCACCAUUGGUUUGCGCCCUACCUUCCUCGACGGCGGGAACCCAGGGGCAUCCUUCGUCGAGCCCGCGUCGGUCUGUUCCGACGGGUGGAGAGGCGAGGGAGGUCACGGAGAGGCGGCGACCAGUAAGUUGGACGAGGAGAAGGAGAAAGAGGAGGAGGAGUGGUUGACGCGUGUGUUGAGUGGGCCCUCGUUAGACUUCGAGCAAGGGUUUCUAGGCUUGUAGGGCCGACGCAUAAAGGCAAAACAUCAGCCAUCAGUUCUGUCGUUUUUUUUUUCUUUGUCAUCCAGGCUUUCUUCGGCAUGACUUACGGACUCGCCAAAAUGUACAGGAAAAUCAGAAAAGGAGAAACCACUAGCUCGUCUUCUGGUGCCUUUCCUUCCGUUCCGUACCCGCCUUUUUCGCUUUCUCUUGUUGCAUUGCUGUAAAUGGCCACAUGAAUGAAAUAGUGCCAGG